AUGGAUGCUCACCCUGGGAAGGGCAAGGCGGUCUGCGCCGCCCGUGCAUAUGACCAAUUGCCUCUCAAGACCGAGGAAAUGACUGUAACAAAGAUGGCACCAGCUCGACUUUCUGUGGUUGCAUUCAGUCAAAAAGGCAACAAGGAUGUUGUAGCCAUAGCAAAUCAAUCACAAGAGAAUGGCAAAUCUAACAACCACAACGUUGUCAGGCUUCUUGAGGCUGAGCGAGUUCAAAUGCACCAGAGCCAGGAGCUGCUUGUUGGCCAACAUACAAAGAUUGACGACAGUCUCCAAUUAAUUUUGGAUGAAAUUACUAGUCUCAAAGCCCAAGCUGCGGAGGAAAACGACCUGAAUGCUUUAAUGGUGCAGUUUAUUGUUAUGGCCAUCCGGAUACUUAUGGAGGCGUCGUUUAAUCAGGAGAAAGUGGGCGAUCUUCUUCCUGUUCUGGAAGCAGAGCUGGAGAGGCUCCAGCUGCCUGCUCGGCAUCCUCGGCUAUUGGCAUGCUUUAACCGGCUUCGUGAAGCUUGUGGAAAGGCGCCCGUUACGCAGUGUGACUUGGCGUCAAUGGCAGUAGUAAUUUCAGCUGCUUCAUCUGACGAGGUACUGCCCAGUAAAAGUGUCUCCAGCGGGACAGCAGGUAUCGCUGCCUCUGCUGCAGCCGGUGAAAUCGUUCAGGAACAGAGCCUGUCAGAGUCAAGGCGCGGAGGCUCUGGUUGGUCUAAUCGAGCUGUGCCUUUCGCUACCCAGACUACGCUUAUAGACGAACCAGACGACUACAGGAAGUCGUCUCUCACCGCUAGCGAGCAGUUCCCCGUUGUUGCUGUCCGUCAUCUGAACCGAGGCGCCUCUUCUGCCCACACCCGCUUGCCCAAGUCUUCUGCCUCAGCCGAAUUCUCUUCGAGGCGCGAAUCCGUAUUCACUCCAGGGGAACGACGAAGAACAGCUACCGCUUUUGGCGAUGGCGACCUGCCGUUGUUCCAGCAAUUUGCGGUGGCAGCGGCCGCACCAGCUCCUGACGAACUUUCCGGAUUGGGCAAGCCGAUGGACACGGCAAUCUUGAGCCAGACCACCAAAUUGCCAUUUGGGGAAGGCACGCUUGAAGGCUCUGACAGUGACUUGCAAGAGCCCAGGCUGUCCAAGAAUUUGGGUGGUUCUGUCAAUUCCAGCGAUAUCGGUAGUAUAAAUGUAUCAUCAAGUAUAUUCCGGCAUGGUGAUAUACCCCUAGAAUGGAAUAAUAAGCGGCCAAGCAGAACGCAUUCAGAAAUGGAUACAGAAGUUCCCAACUCAGCGCCCGAAAUGCGAGAUUCAUUCAUCACUGCUAAAGCGCUGAGCUCGGGAACACUCGAGUCUUUUGAUGGCCUUUUACAUCACGCAACUACAAUUUUGUCCAUGACACCUUCCGAGCUGCGAGCGGCAUUGUUGCGAAGCGCCACAGGUGCAAAGUCUGAUGGCGCAUUGAAACAAUCGGGUCAGCACCACUGUACACGGGAUGGUGUGGAACCCGCCAGUCGCAUGGACUCUGAAGGGCCCCCAGCUCCGAUGCCAUCUCUGACCACUUCAGUUAGCCUAGAUCAUUUGCAGAUCCUGAAGGAUGCGAUGGUCGCUGUCGCCAAGGCAGCCGCUAAAGAACUCGGAGAGGCGGAAAUUCAUUUGAAAGACGAGCCGGCAGGAGUAUCACUUGACACUGCCAUUCUGAAGCAGAGCGUAGGGGGAGCUGAACAGGAACAGUUGAAUUCUUCGGUCGGAGCAACAAAGAGUCGUGUAUCCGUAGGGGUGGAGGCUUCGGUACAAAAGGAAUCCCCCCAAAUCUCCGCAACUCAAACCUGUACUACAAGAAAGACUCUUUUGCCUGACUGUGCCAUUAAGAAUGAUGCCUCAGUUGACCCUGCAAAGUCAUCUGCUCUUGGCUCACCUUUUGCUGGUUGCAUUGCCCCCCCAUCAACCCCCGAUGCCCUCGCAUACCCUAGAAGUGAUUAUCCGUACUACCCCAUGCCUCCUCAAAACACAACCCUGCACGCCCAGGGACCGUAUCUACCUGCAAACCAACUUGCAUGGCAACAAUUCUUCAAUCGUGCAGCGGCGUCUGAACGACAGGUUCAGGAGAGGUCAUAUCUGGGAAGCCAUGCGGUGGCACAUGGACAAAGGAACUCGCAGAUUGGGGAACCUUUUGCUGCUUAUCAGGUGCCUGCUGGUUACCCGAUACUAGGGGCUACAUUCCAGUCUGAUUCGACCACUGGAAGUGGACUAAUGUAUGUCGCAAACGCCCGUUGCGAGCAAGCAAGGGUGCCCGAGGCACAGGGAUUGUUGGACACUGCCUACGGGCCAUCAGCAGUUCCUACUUCUUCCUACAGGAUUGCCUGUCAGACUGCACCUAUAUCCGGCAAAGAACAUGGCAGCAUAGUUGGGCAACCUCGCCUAUUCGUGGCACAUACUCAUGCUUGGCAAGCAAAGCCGCGCGGAGUUCCUCCCCACUCUACCGCUGGUGUGGCGCAGCAGAACUUCGAAACUCCACGGAUUGAAGGUUGGGCCUGUUGCCAUCGUAUGACACGAGGUGGAAAACAUAGCAUACGGAAAGCCUCCAACCAUUAG
Molecule: messenger RNA, 2589 nt
Organism: Cyclospora cayetanensis
Lineage: Eukaryota; Apicomplexa; Conoidasida; Eucoccidiorida; Eimeriidae
Exons: 7
Coding region: 1-2589 (862 amino acids)
Source: RefSeq, a predicted model, not a curated record